CCGAGCCCACUCGGUCGCUAUGCUUUCCGUUGCACGCAUAUCUCCUUUGGUGCGACAUAUCCAGCGGGCUGAAUUCACCACGAAGAGCUUGAGGUCUGAGCUUACAGCGGCUCUGCGGAACGAUAACUAUCGAAGCCCCAGCUAUGCGCGGUUCGCGAGUACCACUGGUCGCAGAGCACCGCGACGACCGCGCCUGAGGAUUACACGGGACCCAGAGACGAGCGAAAAGCAUGUCGAAGCCGACGCGGGUGUGUUCCAGCCGAUCAACAUUGGCCCGCAGCUCCCAUCGUUCUCGAGCUCGGGCUUGCGGGACGCGGCGAUUACGACUAUGGUGGGGUUGAUGAUAGUCUUUGUCGGCGGGGUGGCGUACGUAUCCUGGUACAAGAAGAACGUGCUCGACAAGAUCGAGAAGGCGUUCUCUGCGGGGUACGACCCCGCGCUCGAGCUCGCGAACCACGGGAAACGCAGCGCUGAGCGCCCCAUUCCGUACGACGAGUUCGAGGUCGACAAUGACGUGCCCUGGACGGAGCAUAUGCGCCGGAAAGAGCAGGACCUCAUCGACCGCGUGAUCAAGGGUAGGGAGACUGGACAUUAUUUCGUCUUGCUCGGCCCUAAGGGUGUGGGUAAGACUACGAUGAUAUUUGACGCUAUCCAGACUAUACAGGCGGAUGGUGUCGCGUUCUGCGAUGCCCAUCCAGAUCUGGAGGUGUUCCGCCUUCGCCUGGGCAAAGCGCUGAACUUCGAAUUCUACGAGGACUCGCAGACUGGGUUAUUCCAGCGGAGAGACCCGCGAGAAGGCGGACCGGCAUUGGACAUUGAGAGAGCGAUGAAUAAGGUCGAAAAGGUCGCGCUCCGAUGCUCGGAGAAGAGAAGGAAGCCACUGGUGCUUGUCUUCAAUAAUAUCCACUUUUUCCACAACGACGAGGAGGGCAGGAAUAUGCUUUUGCUUUUGCAACAACACGCCGAGUCGUGGGCUGCGAGUGGCAUCCUUACCGUUGUUUUCACUAGUGACGACUUCUGGCCUUACCAAGUGCUGAGAAAAUCGGGCAGUCGUAUGCAGGUGCUUUCUAUCUACGACCUAGAUCAACGCGAGGCCCUGCGUGCUUCAACCAAAAUGCGCAUGGACGCGAAGCAGCCGUCGCCAGGCGAGAAGGUCGUGCGCGAGGCACUGGGGAUCAUCGGCGGACGCCUCUCGUACCUGAACAAAGUCUCGCGGGCUCGGGACAUGCUCGGCGCGGCUAAUCACCUGAAAGACGUCGAGAAGGCUUGGCUGUUGAGUCAGAUUGGGCUCAUCCCUGAUUGCGACGACGACGUCAUGGAUGAGCAAAAAUGGAGCUCUUGUACAUGGCUUCUGUUAAGAGAGUUCGUGAAGCUGAGACGUGAACAAGAGCGGGAACGAGCAGAAAAGCUCGCCGCCGGGGAACAAGUAGGAGAUAAUAUCCCAUUGCCUUCCAUACCUUAUUGGAAAUGCAGAGAGAUUAUGACUAGAGCAGAUUUCAUGGAAGACUUGGACCGAGCAAAUAUCAUCGCCAUCGAUGUCCACCACGACGUCCGCCCCGACUCUGAACUUAUCCUGCACGCCGCAUGCGACGUAGUCGAGCAAGAAGGGUUUGACGAGCUGCUUGACGAUGUUCGUGACAGGAUCGACGAAAUCGAAGGACUGCAUCGCACGAGGGAAUUGACGUUCAAAGACCUUGACAAAGGCGAUAGAAUCAAGCUGUCCGUGGACAAGAGCGGGACUUCUAUCGUUGAGAGCUGACAUAUACACUAUGCUCGUCUGUAGCAGUUAUUGGACAAUGCAGCCGUCGUUCUCGC
Molecule: messenger RNA, 1815 nt
Organism: Gloeophyllum trabeum ATCC 11539
Lineage: Eukaryota; Fungi; Basidiomycota; Agaricomycetes; Gloeophyllales; Gloeophyllaceae
Exons: 15
Coding region: 20-1759 (579 amino acids)
Source: RefSeq, a predicted model, not a curated record